Molecule: messenger RNA, 486 nt
Organism: Galendromus occidentalis (western predatory mite)
Lineage: Eukaryota; Metazoa; Arthropoda; Arachnida; Mesostigmata; Phytoseiidae
Product: polyadenylate-binding protein 1-B-like
Exons: 2
Coding region: 1-486 (161 amino acids)
Source: RefSeq, a predicted model, not a curated record
AUGAACUUAGGUAUCAAGCGGCUGGCUCAAGUAUGUUUCUUACUCCUACUGGCAGCGUCACCAAGUUUUCCACACAAAGUGGUGAAGCUCGCGGCGGUGGCGGCCCUUCUGAGAGGUGGGCCAGUGAUCCCAGUGCCGAUUCGGUACAAAGUUCCGCAGCAGACCAAGAUCGUGCAUUAUCCAGUUCGAGUUCCUGUCCACGUCCCCGUGCAUCACCACACUCAGCGCGAGGUGAGGGUCAUCCAUGUCCCGGUGCAUCACUACACUCACCGUGAGCAGCAUCACUCGCAUCGUCCCAUCCACCAUCAUCACGUCGAAGUCUUACAUCCGCAAAAUUAUUAUCACCCUCAACAUUAUCAGCCGAGCAUGGGUCAAACAGUGCAUCGAGAUGAUGUUUACGGGGGUCAUGACGGUGCACAAGAUAUGGGCGACGGUGUCAACGAUGGCGCCUACGCUUACGGCGGAGACAUCCAGUACGCUUAUUGA